Molecule: messenger RNA, 2681 nt
Organism: Mobula hypostoma (lesser devil ray)
Lineage: Eukaryota; Metazoa; Chordata; Chondrichthyes; Myliobatiformes; Myliobatidae
Product: deleted in malignant brain tumors 1 protein-like
Exons: 15
Coding region: 523-2520 (665 amino acids)
Biological process (GO): zymogen activation
Cellular component (GO): plasma membrane
Molecular function (GO): serine-type endopeptidase activity
Source: RefSeq, a predicted model, not a curated record
CUCUCUUUCUCCCACCACAGGAUCCCCACCCAUAGCCGGUGACACUUCUCCUUUCCCGUCAGCUUCUCAUUCACCCUCGCCCUUCCCUUUCCCUCUCUAUCUUUCCUUCUCAGACCGUCCAUCCCUCCGUCACGUCUUCUUUCUCUCCCCCCCCACUAUCACUCUCCCCAUUCUCUCUCUCCCACUUUUUCCUCCUUCCUCUGCCUCACUGCUCUCCUCUCACUCUCACGUCCCCGCCCCACCCCUCCUGCCUCGCCCCUUUCUCCUCUCGAACACCUCCCCCGCACCUCGCGCUCUCUCUCCCCCCUCCCUUCUCCCACCCUUCCCUCCCACUCUCUCCGCUCCACUUCGCAUCUAACUUCCCACCCCCUCCCAGCCCUCUCUCGAACGCCGGCCCCACCACUUCCGCCCUCUCUCUCUCUCUUCGUUCCCCUCUGCUCUCUCCCUCUUUCCCCACACACCCUCUCUCCCCUCUUGUUCUCUCCCCCCACCCUUCCACCUCUCUCCGCCCCCGCCCCACCGAUGCAGCUGAGCGGACGCCUCGUGGACUUCGUCCUCACCCUGCUGACCACCGCAGUCCUCUCAGGGGGUCAAACCGGGGUUCCUACCACCGAGAGCCCGUCCACCACGCCUCCCGCCCCUAGAGUCCGCCUACGGGACGGGAGUAGCGAGUGCUCGGGCCGAGUCGAGCUCCUUCACGACGGCCAGUGGCGGCCGCUCUGCCGGGAGUUCUGGGGCGCCCCGCUGGCAGACGUCCUAUGCCGGCAGCUGGCCUGCGGGAAGGCCGGGUACCCGCCGGCACCGCCCGGGGAGCCAGAGGAGCCUAAACCCGCGGCCGAGCCUUUGGCCCACCCGGGGCCCCACUGGGUGGGGAUGCUGAACUGCAGCGGAAAGGAGACGGGCUGGACGAGCUGCCACUCCACCCUGCUGCCUGCGCACGCCACGUGCGACCGUAACCUGUCCGUCCACCUCACCUGUACAGAGCACCGACGGCUGAGGCUGGCGGGCGGGCCCUCCCGCUGCAUGGGCCGAGUGGAGAUCCUUUGGCGGGGGCAGUGGGGCACGGUCUGCGACGACGACUGGGACUUGGCCGAGGCAGCGGUCGUCUGCCAGCAGCUGGGCUGCGGCACGGCGCUGUCGGCCCCCUCGUCAUCCGCUUUCGGCCAAGGCCCUGGACCCAUCUACCUGGACCAGAGGAAAUGUCACGGUGACGAACCCUUCAUCUGGGCCUGCCCCGGACCACGCUGGAAAGAUCAUGACUGCGGGCACAAGGAGGACGCCGGCGUUGAGUGCUCUGGUCACCGGACUCUCAGACUCUCCGGGGGACCGAAUCGGUGCGAGGGGAAUGUCGGCGUGCGGGAAGACGGGAUCUGGGGCGAGUUGUGCGCAGACACCUGGGACUGGGACCUCGCCCAGGACAUCUGCGCGUACCUGGGCUGCGGGAACGCCUCUUCCCUGCACAACGAGUCAGCCCCCACUGUACCGGAUCUGUGGACCAGCGGCUGCUUCUACAACCCCAGCUCGCUUCCCGCCUGCUUGGAGCCGCUGGCGAGCGGGAAUUGCACAGCACAGGCCUACGUGGUGUGCACAGGAUCACUUGACUUAACAAAGCCCCAUUGGAAUGUAACCUCUGUCCCGGACUCUACAGAAAUAAUGGAUCAGAAUCAGACCUCGGCUUCACGAGAAGUUCUCCUUUUCCUCGCCAUCGGAGCGCUGGCGAUCGUCGUCAUCGUGCAGCUCGUCCUGCUCAUCAUCUGUCACUACCGAGUGAAGCACAGAAGGGUGAUGCUGUUGGCCCAGCCCAGCCGGACAGAGUCCGUGGUCUCCGCCAACGACUAUCGGGAUAUGUCUGCCACCCUCCCCCGUCACGACAGCCGACCACCCACCAUCAACGUUCAUGUUUCAGGACCCCCGGCGAACGCAUCCACCAACCGCGACCCGCACUCCAUCAAUGAGGAGCGCGCCAACUCGGCCCCCAGGACGGCAAAGGACUUCUCCACCUUUAAGGGUUCGGUCCGGGAACCCUUCCCGAGGCCAGGAAUGGCUCGGACUGCCGCGUUCGGGGUGAAAGGUCGGGGAUCGAGCAGGCGCGGCAGGAUGGCGGAGGGACACAGCAGCUCGUCAGAGGACGGCCAACAUGCCCCGAGAAAACUCAGCUCCCGACGGAAACGCGGCCAGCUGGAGCGACAGAUUUCGGCGGAGUCCUCCAGCACGUCGUCGUGCGAGUGGUACGAGAACACGCGGCGGGAUACGGAUGAGGAGGAGGAGCAGGAGGAGGUGGAGGAGGCGGCGGACGCCACGAGGAGGGGCGAGAUGGAGCCGAAUCGCUUGGCGGUCGCUCCCUUGAAUGCGAUGCAGAGUUCGACAAGCACCCUGCCCGUCGAGGAGUACGAGAACGUUGACUCGCACUGUCCGCCGCAGACCAGCUCUUUCGCUGUGCCCUGUCCUGUGACAAGUCAGGGGUUCGAGGAGUCUUCCGAAAGUGAUUACGAUGACAUUGGGGCCUAUACCUUCUCGUGAGUUACCCGCCGAAUCCUUCUCCGGCCAGAGAUCGCGGCAGAGGGCCGCGGCCGGGACUUCCGAUCAAGACUCAAAUUCCAGUGCGCAGCGAAAAACAAAGAAACUGGAGCGAAACGCCUCGUUUGCUUCAAGAACCAACACAACCUAAGGCUGUGCCGGGG